Molecule: messenger RNA, 619 nt
Organism: Papilio xuthus (Asian swallowtail)
Lineage: Eukaryota; Metazoa; Arthropoda; Insecta; Lepidoptera; Papilionidae
Exons: 2
Coding region: 112-432 (106 amino acids)
Source: RefSeq, a predicted model, not a curated record
UUUUUUGAAGAAAAACAAGACUGUCAAAUGGUUGUUUCAUUUUUGUGACAUUUUAGGGUGUGUAAAGGUUGGUUUUAUUAGCAUGUAUAUUUCCUAAAUUGCUAUCGUAAAAUGCCUAAAUAUUAUAGAUUUAGACCCACUUCACCAACACGAAGAAUAAAAAGGAAUAAAGAGAAGGACAAAGACACCGAAUUUUUUAGAAAUGAAACGGAUUUCGAGAGGAACUGGUUGGAUUUAACACUAGCAUGCCCAGCAACGCCCUCUUGGUAUUUACGUCGAAUCGCUUGGCGGGAGAGUCAUCCACCCCUUAUGGGUCUACCACGGCAACUAGCUACGGGUCUUCGAGCCGAAUUACAAAUCAAUAAUCGACCAAUUUUAGUCUUCAAAAUGCCACCAACUUUACGGACUCAGGACAUGUUGCGUUUGUUUUAGUUUGUUCUUAAAAAAUCUAAAUUAAUGGUGUUUUUUAUGGUUCGUUUUCUUUAGCUCAUUUGGCCUUAUUGUCCAUAAAGAUUACAUUUAUGUACACAAUGAAGAAACAAAUUCUGUUAAUAUAAGUUAAAAAUAUUUAUAGUAUUUUUAUACUUUAAAACAAUUUGUUUUCGACAUAUCGAUGUUU